AUGUACACGAACCGAAACGAAAAACGUCCAAUCCCUCUUCACAGACGGCCCAGGAUGAGAAACGGCAGUAUCAGCUGCGGCGCACCGCAGGUGGUGUGCCCCGGCAGCAGAUCUUGUGAGACGGUUCGAGAUAAAGGCUGCCGCUGCUCUCCCUCUUUCCUGCGUCUCCAAAACAAGACUCGAUCAGAUUCUCCAAGUUGCCAUACAGUGAAAAACCCAUUUCUGUUCCUCUCUCUUUUUCCCAGACAUGCACGCGCGUUCAUCUCAGGGAGCUCCGCUUGUCAGGAGGGGGUCCUGCGUUUCGGCAACAUAGCGGAUCCACAGCCUCUUGCCGUACGUACAGCGCCGCCAAGUAAUGGACUGUGUGCUCAGUUUCUUGUUCGUUCUUUUCUCGCCAUGCUUUUCUUUCUGGCUCGUCUCCAACUCUCAGAGAGCUCGAUCCUCUCUCCCCCUUCUCCGGUCGUCUCUGUCCAGACACUGGGAGUUCUCCCUUUGUCGGUCUUUCUUCUUGUUUCCCUUCCUUCUUCGUCACCUGCCUUGUCUCGGCCUCUCAUCGCGGAAGCCGUCUCCCUUCCCUUCGAGAACGGUCACUUCCAACCGAGUGCAGCGGCUCUCACUCGCCUGUCUCUCUGGACCCCGAAAACAGGUCCAACAGCUUCUUCCUCGCCUUCUGACUUCCAAUACAGGCCUUCCCCAGUUCCGUCUGCUCUCUUGUCUCGUCAAGCAUCCGUCGCGUCUCACGGAGACUUCUCUACACUGUCUGAAGACGCUUCUUUCUCUUCUUCCUCUGUCUGCUCGUCUCCUUCCCCUUCGUGUCUCUCGCCUGCCCAUAUUUGUGUAAAGGGCCGCAGCACCCCAGCUCUGGUGAAAGACGCCAACCUCCUCCGCCGGCUCCGAAGCUCUCUCUCUAUCUCGCCACCGCUUCCCUUCUCCGUGCCAGACUUUUCUCUUUCUACAAGUUCUGCCCCAUCGCCCCCCGUCCGGUCUCCUGUCGCAUUUGUGUCCCCUUCGGCUUCUCACUCGGCAGCUGCCUUCUUCACAGAUCUCCCUAGGCCUAGGCAGACCUUCUCUGUCUCUUCGACCGUCUGGCCGUCUCCUUCUUCUCCGGUCGCACUUUCGUUGUCUCCUUUGUCUCCUCUCUCGCAUUUGCGUGCUUCCGCGUCUUCCGAGGCUCCGCCGGCUUGGCUGCCGUAUGGCCUGCCGGAGCGUCUCCCCGGGUCCCUGGGGAGAAGCACGAGUGCAGAGGCUUUCCAGAAAGCCAAGGAAUACUUCCAACGCUUGCUGGAAAAAGGUGACCUGACUCCUGCCUGGGACGAAAGACCAACAGAGCAAGAGGGCGGCGGGCGCACAGCAGCAGAAAAUGCCUCGCCACGCCUAACAGAACAACACAGACGCGUCUUUUCAGAAUUUGCCGAAAUCUACGCUCGAGAGGCUGUGAAAUCAGGACUCUUGACGGCCCAGGAAUACAUCGAUAUUUUCGCAAGCAUUUGGCAGCUGGCUUGGAAAUACGCAGGUUACUCGUUCAAGCCCUACCACCAAGCGCUUCGGAGUCCAUUCGAUUUCGCAGAAUGGUCCAAGAAGGUCUGGCGGCCGCUUGUGUCGUUGCCGAUGAGCAAAAUUGUCGUUCCCUCCCCCUCGGCUUCCCCAGCCUUCGCUUCGCCUCUAGGCCGGAUCAACGAGCGUCUUGCAGCUGGAGAGAAUGUCGUUUUCCUCUCGAAUCACCAAACCGAGCCCGACCCUCAAGUCAUUAAACUCGUCCUUGACCACCUCGGGGAGACUGCCCUCGCAAACAAAAUGGUCUUUGUCGCGGGACACAAAGUGCGGGAAGACCGUCUGUCGACGCCUUUCUCCUUGGCAUGCAACCUGCUGUGUGUGCACUCCAAGAAGCACCUGACCCACCCAGAACUGUCAGCGGAGGAGAAGCACGAGAAGCAGUGCGAAAACCUCGCGGCCAUGGCAGCCCUUCAGCAGCUUCUGGAAGAAGGCGGGAGUGUGAUUUGGGUCGCCCCGAGCGGCGGCCGAGACCGGCAAGACGACAACGGUGUGUUCAGCCAACCGGAUCCGUUCGACGUGAAGACCGUCCAGAUGUUUAGAUUGCUUGCGAAGAAAAUUCGACACGGGUCCCGCGGAACGCUUACACACUUCUACCCCAUGGCGCUGUUCACAGCGCUGAUCUGUCCUCCUCCUAAGCAGGUGGAGGCAUCUUUGGGAGAGGCACGAUCGUGUGCUUUCAGUCCCGUUGGCGUUGCAGUGGGUGAAUCGAUCGCCGACAGCGACGAUCAGAGCCACGAGGAAUUUGCGCGGAAAGCCGAGGCUGAGACGAAGCGACUGUACAAACUGAUCACUGCGCAUUUCGAAUAA
Toxoplasma gondii ME49 is the source of this 2361-nucleotide messenger RNA. RefSeq names its product acyltransferase domain-containing protein. The transcript is spliced from 4 exons. Gene Ontology annotation, biological process: glycerophospholipid metabolic process. Bases 1 to 2361 code for a protein of 786 amino acids. Gene Ontology annotation, molecular function: glycerol-3-phosphate O-acyltransferase activity. The record is from RefSeq and is a predicted model, not a curated record. NCBI's taxonomy places the organism in Eukaryota, Apicomplexa, Conoidasida, Eucoccidiorida, Sarcocystidae.